CGAUUUCGAGCUCUGUUAUCAGUCAUCGAGCUACUGUUACGCCGAUUAUUACACAAUCAUGAUUAUGUUGCGAUUUGCCGUUGUUCUGUUCUUUUUCGUCUGCUUGACAUACGCUACGGAGCAUGAAGACGACCACUGUUGUGACAAGGGUGAGCGAUGGUACGAUUGCGGAACAUGCGAGUUGCGUUGCGGCGAAGAACCUCAACCUUGUACCGAUGAAUGUAAAAAAGGGUGUAUGUGUAAGGAAGGUUACAGACGUAACUGCAACAAUCGCUGCGUACCCGAAAAAUGCUGCCCUUAUUACCCGAGUGGUUGAGUUACAGUCUACAAUCAAAGAGUCCUGCCACAAAUGACCUACCUACACGACACCUUCUAUUCAUCCCUCGAGACCAAAGUUUCAGCUCACAACCUCUACGUGAAAAUCAUGAGCUUAUUUCUCGGUGCUACUCGCCAAACCCCAAAUUGUUAUUACAGAAGAAUUUUCUCCUUCGGCCAAAGGUUGCUGAAAAGUAACCGAUGAAAUUUGUAUCGUGUCAAUUUUACCGCGAUUCUUCUGUGUGUAAAAAUAAAAAAAAUCUUCAUACCCGUCGGUGAA
Messenger RNA from Athalia rosae (coleseed sawfly), 595 nucleotides. RefSeq names its product chymotrypsin-elastase inhibitor ixodidin-like. The record is from RefSeq and is a predicted model, not a curated record. NCBI's taxonomy places the organism in Eukaryota, Metazoa, Arthropoda, Insecta, Hymenoptera, Athaliidae. The coding region runs from base 59 to 316 and encodes 85 amino acids. The transcript is spliced from 3 exons.